Molecule: messenger RNA, 387 nt
Organism: Sparassis crispa
Lineage: Eukaryota; Fungi; Basidiomycota; Agaricomycetes; Polyporales; Sparassidaceae
Exons: 6
Coding region: 1-387 (128 amino acids)
Source: RefSeq, a predicted model, not a curated record
AUGAUUGUGUGGGGGAACACUGGAGGCGAGGUUAUAUCUGCAUUUUGUUCAAGUUGCGGCUCACACGAUACUUUGCGACUGCUUGCCAUUACCGGGGUCGUCGCCCUAUUCGGAUAUAAGUACGACGAUGAGCGAACGCCCAGCAUCUCACCAACAUCGUUCUACAACGGAACACCGCUUCUAAAGUGCUACUUUAUCAAACAAAUGGCGUUCGCUGAACAAUCUGCACCCGUGGACGCAUGCCAGCUAGUGAAGUGCAGCCAGUGCGGCAAGACGACUUGGAGGGGCUGCGGCAUGCACGUUGACGCGAUCAUGAAGGACGUCAAGGAGGGGGACAAGUGCAAGUGUCCGCCUCGCUCGUGGUUUCAGUCGCUCUUGGGCAUCUAA